AUGAACCACAACGAAUCUCUACCCUCACAGCCCGGUAUAAGACGUUACUUUCAUGUACAACGUAUAGGUUUUGCCGCGCUUGGUUUGAAUAUCACUUCUAUGGAUCGCACAUUGCAUAAUUACUUUCAUGUUUGGUUUCCCGCUUUCGUACUAUUUGCUUUCUAUUUCCCUGUUUUAUCGUAUGCUUUUGAAAAUGCCCAGGAUUUGAAAAAGCUUACAACUACGUUGUCACCAGUUUGGCAGUCCAUUAUAGCACAUUUUAAAAUCUUAUAUAUUAUGUGGAAUAGAAAGAAGGUUGUAUCGCUAAUACGAAAAAUAUGGUUUUUGAAUUUAGAGGCCAAAAAUGAAGAACAUAACAUAGUAGUUGCCGAAAAUCGCAAAGAUAUUAUAUUUAGUACUUUUUAUAAUUGGGUUGCGCAUAUAACUGGUCUCAGUAAUCUCUUGGCUCCCCUAUUUGUUGCUACUUACUACGCUCUACAAGGUGAAAGUUUUUGGGAAAUCCUAGAAAUACCAUCAAGAGGAAAUUAUAUCGUUCACAAAAAAUCCAUAGCUGGUUAUGUAUUUGUUUACAUAUGGAAUAUAAUUGGAACAUAUUAUGUCGUAUUUGCUUGUAUAGCGGCUGAAACCUUAUUUUCUUGGUUUAUGUUUAAUAUUGUAUCACAAUUUCAUAUACUUAGGCAUCGUUUGCAUCAGGCUGGUAUUGAAAACGAUGGCAACUGUUCUACGAAAACUAUUACCGAUUGUAUUGCUUUCCAUUGUCGUGUCAUCGAUUUGGCCAAUGAAUUUAAUAAUGCAUUUGGUUUGGUGAUUUUUGUUAAAUUCCUUGUAAGUUGCAUGCAAAUUUGCUGUUUGGCAUUUCAACUAAGUCGUGGAGAUGGUGAACUAUUCGAUAAACUAUAUCAUUUUUUAUUUUUACUAACGGUAUCGGUGCAAUUGAUGAUGUAUUGCUAUGGCGGUCAGAUGAUACAGGAUGAGAGCAGCUCCAUUGCUGAUAUCAUUUAUGAAAGUUUUCACUGGGAAAAAUUGUCGUUGACCAAUAGAAAAAUGUUAAUUUUUUCCAUGAUGCGUUCUCAAAAGCCCAUUAAUGUUUCGGGUAUAUUUUUUACAGCCAAUUUAAAUUUGUAUUUGUGGGUUUAUCGUACCGCAGCUUCGUUUAUUACAUUACUCAAGACUAUGGAAGAAGAUAGGUUGGAGUAA
Messenger RNA from Lucilia sericata (common green bottle fly), 1197 nucleotides. Its product is annotated as odorant receptor 45a-like. Gene Ontology annotation, biological process: sensory perception of smell; detection of chemical stimulus involved in sensory perception of smell. Bases 1 to 1197 code for a protein of 398 amino acids. Lineage: Eukaryota; Metazoa; Arthropoda; Insecta; Diptera; Calliphoridae. Gene Ontology annotation, molecular function: odorant binding; olfactory receptor activity. Gene Ontology annotation, cellular component: plasma membrane. The record is from RefSeq and is a predicted model, not a curated record. The transcript has 5 exons.